Molecule: messenger RNA, 1444 nt
Organism: Tripterygium wilfordii
Lineage: Eukaryota; Viridiplantae; Streptophyta; Magnoliopsida; Celastrales; Celastraceae
Product: RING-H2 finger protein ATL54-like
Exons: 2
Coding region: 212-1069 (285 amino acids)
Biological process (GO): protein ubiquitination
Source: RefSeq, a predicted model, not a curated record
AAAUUAGCAUUAAUAGGUAAGCUGUUCAUAUCAAGUAUCCUAAUAAAUCUGAAAUAUUCAGGCCAGUAAAAAAACUUUAAAAAGAUGAAUCCUUUAAUAUCCAGAUUUAAGCACAAAUUAGCCUGCUUGGUUUCUUCUCUUUCAGUCUAAUUACAAUCACUCCCCCACCCUCAAUUUCCUCUCAUUUCUUCUGCAGUUUUCUUCAAUUACAAUGAAACCCAGAAAACUGUUUCCAUCACCAACCACAGCAAAUGAAACUGCGGAUUGCUCUGGCUUUUGUGAUCCAGCCUGUCCGUAUAACUGCUAUGCUUACCCAUAUUCUACCUUCCCGUCUCCUCCACCACCGCCGACGCCAGCGCCUGCUCUCUCCAGCCAAUUUAAAGACCAUUUGACACUAAUUUUGAUCCUUACGUCUAUUUUGCUAUCUGGGUUUUUCCUUCUUCUGGGCUACCAGAUGGUGCGCUCCAAGUUCUGUUUGUUGGGUCGGAGGAAUAACAGGCUGCAUAGAUUUCAAGCUCAAUCAGAUGGCAGAGAUGGUGAGGAAUUCUUCGAUGAGAAUAGGAUUGAUCAUCACAUAUGGUUCAUCACAACCGUUGGAUUACAACAAUCUGUUAUAAAUUCGAUCACUAUUUGUAGGUACAAGAUUGGGGAAGGAUUGAUUGAAGGGCGUGAGUGUUCGAUUUGCCUGAGCGAGUUCAGAGAAGAUGAGAUGCUGAGGCUAUUGCCUAAGUGUAACCACGCUUUCCACAUCCGUUGCGUUGAUACUUGGUUAAGGUCUCAUACCAAUUGUCCCUUGUGCCGUGAGCAAAUAAUCGCAGAGUCUGUCGAUUUUGGUUCGGGUUCGAUUGACCAAAACUUGGACAGUCUUCGCCUAGUGGAUACCCAGAUGGACUUUUCACAAACAGAUGGUGGGCAACAUCCAGAAGUUGGUCAAAACUGGGCAGAAACAGAGGAGGGACUAGAGAUGCCGCGAAUUGGUAGUGAGAGGACAUCAAAGGAGAAUGUGAACUGCAACGGGAACGGUGAUUCACUGGUUCCUGAUGAUGUACAGCCAUUGCGAAGGACAUAAAGAUGUGUCUUUGAGAAUUUAACAGAGGAAAACAUUUCUGGUGUUGGCUGCCUCCCCAGUCGAGAGUUCUGAAGAAGAACUAAAAUAAGUUUCUGCAUCACGAGGUGAUACAUGCAGGACAUCAUUUCCAGAUACACCUACAAAUUAACCAUAUUGAAACCACCCACACGUGAUCGAGUUGGGUGUGGAUGAAUCCUUCCGGUUGAGAGAUUCAAGUUCGACUCUUUACACCCGCACCCUAUGACUUAUCAUCUAUUUGGAGAGGGGUGAUUCAAGUAUUCGAGUCUACAUGGGUCAAACGUUCAUAGUUUCUAGUCUAUUGGGAUAUGUAUAUAUGUGCCCAUCUUGCAUUGCAUUCUAGCUCAGUUAUUGUGG